AUGUCAGCAAAACAACAGCGGUCACGGAAUGGGUGUUUGACAUGCAGAUCACGACAUCUGAAAUGCGACGAGAUGAUUCCCGAAUGUCUGAACUGCAAGAGGUCCAACAAAACGUGUGAACGUGGUAUUCGGAUCAAGAUGAUUCAAACGACACGAUUCGACGUGAAGAAGAACGACUUCAACUAUCGACCGCGUGGACAAUAUCAGUUUUUGGACCAGUCGCUCGCAGUUGCCUCAGAUUACAUAGGUGGCGAUGUGGGCUACAAGCCGUACAUCAAGUUGCAUACUCCAGAGGACCUUCGGGAGAGUCUUGACCAGUACAACUUGUCCACGGACGCCCCACCAGCAAAAAAGGCCAAGAUCUACGAGACUGCCACCACAGUGAACAUGUCGCUGGUAAAUCAGAUUGAGAGUGCAUUAAAGGACCGGGACGAGAAAAGUUACAUAUCGGCGCUUGUUGAUAAGGAGGAAAGCUCUUCAGCCAUGGGGGGAUCGUCCACCUCAUUGGAUUCUCCUUUAAAUUUAACAAGUCGCGAUUCGCCUUUGUACAACUCGAGCUCUACACAGUCUGAAGGUAAAAGUCCUCAGUUGACACCGUCGAAGAAUAGAGCAGAGGCUCUCUUACUCGCCAAUUUUGUUCAUCAUUGUACGUGGAUACUAGAUUUUGUUUGCAACGGCAACGUGGUGCCACAUUACGUCCGACUUUGGGAGGACGAGAUUAUGCCAAAUAUGGUUGUGCGAGAUGAGGAUCUACUGCGAUGCAUUUUCAGAUGUUCUCUAUCGUUCCCUCCUCAAAAGUGGCACGGUCUUAUUCCUGUUCCGCGUCAAAUAAAGACGGCACUACCACUUCACAUGAGAGUGGAGCCUUCCAAAGAAAAGCUUGAUUUUUAUGCAAAGCAAACAGAUGCGUACCAGAGCAGACUUUUCGAGGAAAUCCGGCAGGAUCCUUUUUUUCAAGACCCCCAAAACGCUCUACCAGACGAGAUUUCCAGAAUUAAAACGAAACUGGAGAAAUAUAUGAUCUCAGCAACAUUGGUUUGCUUGAGCAUUUACUUUGAGGACUUAACAAGACAAAAUAUGGUGAGUGCUGGCUAUUUGCAGGCCCAGAUGAAAAGCGUGAGCUCUCUGAUUCUCGAAAGCAAGAUUCUGGGUUCAGCUAUUUUUGCUGACUCCAGAAUUUUCGAAAGUUGUUUCACGAUGUUGUUCACCAUCGAUUUGUGGGGAGCAAUAAUGCACAAACAGCCGUCGGUACUAGAUCCGUUUGAGGUGGGAUAUUUGCUGCCUCUUCUGGCUGAGUCUGAUACUAACUCGGACUUGGCUCCUAACAAGUCUUCCGACACUUUUGAACAAGCCCGCAUAGAGGAACUAACCAAUGCUGCUACGGAGUCUGAUACCAUCCAACUUUCUCGGAUUCUCAUCAUUAUGUCCAAGAUCUACAGAUGUGGCCAGUCAGAUCUCCAGAACAUGGACGAAAAGUGGAUUCAGUUGAUCGAGGAGAUCAAUACUUUCGAGAAGGAACUUCCCUUUGUGUACGCACCAUCUGGACUCUCCAAAGUAACUGCCGAUGACGGAUUAGGGACAGCAAUGACGGAAAAAGAAUCCGGAACACCUGAGAGUAGAGCUUCAGAAGUGUUCAAGGCGCCUUUCAUGAAGAUACAAUUUAGCAGCACGGCGGGACUUGUGGUGCAUCUUCUUCACCAUGCAGCAUAUUUGAUGAGCGAAAAAGUUAAAUUGCCGACUUGGCCUUCAUUUUUCCCCGACAACGACAAUGAAGAUUGGAAUUUCCGGCUGAUCAAUUGGUACAACCUCAACACUACUUUCAAGCACUCCGAAGACAGCCCCACAGAACGAGAGCAUAUGGCCAUCAGAGUCAUAUCCAUGCUGCUUAGUGUGGAAAUCAAGUCCAACAGGCUUCACAUGAACGGAAGUCAGACCGGGAAGGGUCAGAUCAUAUACCCUCACUUCAAGUGGCUCUAUGACCUUUCACUGACCUUUCUGUCUCAGAAGAGCCUGAACGCAUUGGACGACAUGCUCAAUGAUUUACGAGGCCAAAGUCAGACUACUUAA
Messenger RNA from Kuraishia capsulata CBS 1993, 2067 nucleotides. RefSeq lists its product as uncharacterized. Gene Ontology annotation, cellular component: nucleus. Gene Ontology annotation, molecular function: transcription cis-regulatory region binding; DNA-binding transcription factor activity, RNA polymerase II-specific; zinc ion binding. NCBI's taxonomy places the organism in Eukaryota, Fungi, Ascomycota, Pichiomycetes, Pichiales, Pichiaceae. The transcript has a single exon. Gene Ontology annotation, biological process: positive regulation of transcription by RNA polymerase II. The record is from RefSeq and is a predicted model, not a curated record. Bases 1 to 2067 code for a protein of 688 amino acids.